Messenger RNA from Trichophyton benhamiae CBS 112371, 327 nucleotides. RefSeq lists its product as uncharacterized. Lineage: Eukaryota; Fungi; Ascomycota; Eurotiomycetes; Onygenales; Arthrodermataceae. The coding region runs from base 1 to 327 and encodes 108 amino acids. The record is from RefSeq and is a predicted model, not a curated record. The transcript has a single exon.
AUGAAUUCAAUAUCCGUUAUUGUUACUACCCUCCUGAGCCUGUCAAAAGCAGAUGAACCGCAGCAUAUAUAUGUUGAUAUGUUGGUGACAGGAAAGAGGAAAGCAAAAGCAAAAAACAAGGCACAGCGAGAGGCUGAAACAGUAUCCGGAGAAGAAAAAGAAGGCUUUGGACAUGGUAUGGUAUGGCAAUGGCAAUGGCACAUGGGAUAUAUCCAUCUUGAGCAGCACUGCUGGGCUGGGCUGGGCUGGGGAGGCAGAUUCAAGCUUGCUUCACGAUCGUUAUUUUGUUUCGUUACCUCUUCUUGCUCUUUGCUUCGACCAGACUAA